Molecule: messenger RNA, 1819 nt
Organism: Mytilinidion resinicola
Lineage: Eukaryota; Fungi; Ascomycota; Dothideomycetes; Mytilinidiales; Mytilinidiaceae
Product: sphingoid long chain base kinase-like protein
Exons: 3
Coding region: 48-1580 (510 amino acids)
Biological process (GO): sphingosine biosynthetic process
Cellular component (GO): intracellular membrane-bounded organelle; cytoplasm; membrane
Source: RefSeq, a predicted model, not a curated record
GCUCUUUUCCUCCCCCCAACAAUGACUAUUGCUUCAAAUCUACCAUCAUGACCUCUGAAUCUGGCAGCGACGGCGACCCAUUCAAGGACCCGUCGGUGGCGGGCACGCAGACGCCCCAGCCCGGAGACAUCCCCGCGGGCGCAACGCUCCCUGUCGGCAGAAGUGCCUCUCUCACUCUGGGCACCGACUCGCUGAUAGUUCUUGACGAGGACUUUGGAUACAGCAAGAGCGCGACCAACUGCUGCGGCCUCCUCCCAAACAAAAACAAGACCACGCGGUCCAUACCUUUCUUCAAUAUCCUUUGGGCGGAGCUGUCGGAAUCAGACAUCACCAUCCGCUAUGCGCGCACCGUAUCGAAGGAGACUGUCCGGGUCGCCUACAUCAAUUACACAAUGGAGAAGACCGAUCGCGCUUUCGUAGACGCAUGGAUUGAGAGGCUGCUUGACCGAGCGUACGGCGUAUCUCAAAGACAGAAGCGCCUGAAACUACUAGUCAAUCCCUUCGGUGGCCAGGGAUCCGCCCAGAAGCUAUACAAUCGAGAAAUCGAGCCCAUACUCGCGGCCGCCCGCUGCGAAAUCGACGUGGAACGGACAAAAUACAGUGGCCACGCCGUCGAAAUAGCCAGGGACCUCGACACAGACGCCUACGACGUGAUCGCCUGCUGCUCCGGCGACGGCGUGCCCCACGAGGUUUUCAACGGGCUCGCACAGAAGAAAGAUGCCGCGCGUGCACUCACCAAACUCGCCGUGGUCAACCUCCCCUGCGGCUCCGGCAACGCCAUGAGCUGGAACCUCAACGGCACGGGCAGCCCCAGCCUGGCCGCGCUCGCCGUCGUCAAAGGCCUCCGCACGCCCCUCGACCUCAUCUCCAUCACCCAAGGCGACCGGCGCACGCUCUCCUUCCUCUCGCAAGCCGUCGGCAUCGUCGCCGAAAGCGACCUCGCCACCGAGCACCUGCGCUGGCUCGGCAGCGUGCGCUUCACGUACGGCUUCCUCGUGCGCCUGCUCGGCAAAACGCUCUACCCGGCCGACAUCGCGGUGAAGCUCGAGCUCGACGACAAGACCACCAUCCGCGACGCCUACAAGGCCGAGUCGGAGAAGCCGCCCCCGACGCACGACUCCCGCGCCAUCCCCGCGCACACGGCGGGCCUCCCGCAGCUUAAGUACGGCACUGUCACUGAUUCCUUGCCCGCCGACUGGCAGCUCGUGCCCCACGACAACCUGGGCAACUUCUACGCCGGCAACAUGGCCUACAUGUCGCCGGACGCGAAUUUCUUCUCCGCCGCGCUACCCUCCGACGGAUGCAUGGACCUCGUGCGCAUUGCGGGCGAUAUACCCCGCAAAGCGGCGGUGCAGUCCCUCCUCGCAGUGGAAAGCGGGGCCUUUUACAGUAUGCCGCUCGUCCACUACUCGAAAGUGUCGGCGUACCGGAUCGUCCCUAAAAAUCAGGCGCACGGGUAUAUCAGCAUAGACGGCGAGCGGAUCCCGUUUGAGCCGUUUCAGGCGGAGGUGCAUCGGGGGCUGGGGACGGUGUUGAGUCGCACGGGACAUUUGUACGAGGCGGAGGGGCCGCGGUUGUAAGUCUAGGGGUUAUCGUGCUGAGAGCGGAUCAAGCGAAGCUACGGCAUUAGCGAAGAGGAAAAGGGAAAGCUCGGCAUUGCUAGUCGCGUGUCAGGAAGCUAGAAGUUCUGGGUACGUGGUUUUGUGCGUUUAUUCUGGCGUUUCUUGGGGAUCGGGAUUAGGGAUAGGGGGGAAUCGAGGUAUGCAUUUUUUUUUUUUUUGGUUUGUCAUCUUGGGUCCGAAAGGCGGAUUUGCAUUCU